Diprion similis is the source of this 1591-nucleotide messenger RNA. Its product is annotated as NADH dehydrogenase [ubiquinone] 1 alpha subcomplex assembly factor 2. Lineage: Eukaryota; Metazoa; Arthropoda; Insecta; Hymenoptera; Diprionidae. The transcript has 2 exons. Gene Ontology annotation, biological process: mitochondrial respiratory chain complex I assembly. The record is from RefSeq and is a predicted model, not a curated record. The coding region runs from base 268 to 714 and encodes 148 amino acids. Gene Ontology annotation, cellular component: membrane.
UUCAACUUUGAACUAACGCGCGUAUUUAUCGAGGGUUAAUUGUCAGGCUAGUCACCGAUGACUGUUGCUGUUUGUAGCAAUUGCACGGCCAACGUGCAGAUAUCCGCAGGUCGGUAUGUAUACAAGUACUCCCAAGGAAUAUCGAGACUGGCUAUUGCCACGAUACCUACCGCCUUUUAGCCCCCCACCCUCCAUUGCCGUCGACAAUCAGUCGAGUCGACAACCAAAGACUGGUGCAGAUAUACGUCAAGAUAUCAAGGAAGUGAGAUGGCUGGUAAACCGACGCGGGGUGUUAUUCAAACAAUCUGGAAACAUUUCACAGAGUCGCUUAAAGUGCGUAGAUUUAAAGGAGAUUUAGUAGGUACUGAUCACUUUGGUACCAAGUAUUAUGAAACACCACUACAUGCUACAACUUCAAAAACAAAACCACCACGCUACUUCGAGCCAGUGGACAAAGAUGACUUUCAGCAAGAAGUACCUGCUGAGUGGGAAGCGUGGCUAAGGUAUCGCAGAAAAGAACCACCAUCAGAAGCUGAGGUGUUGAAAAAUCUGGCACUGAUGAAAACUAAGAAGACAAAUGCAACCGAAUUGGAACGUGUUGUAGAAGCUUCAAGAUCCUCAAAGUCAAAAACAGCCCCACUGCCAGAGGCGAUUGGAUUUCCAACUUACAAAGAAUAUGAGUAUCCUACAGGAUUCAAGAAGGAAAAGGAAUGAUGUCAUUGGUGUGCAUGUGUAAUAGUGUUUUUCACUGGCUACACUCCAUACUGACUAAGUGUGAGUUUCCUAAGAUUGCACUUCUGCUAUUGUUUGAAAACUGGGAAAAUUACACUUAGUGUGUGUGAAGUGCAACGAGUGAAUAAUAUUAUGACUUUAGUUUAAUUCUUUAGCGAAUUGUUAAAAUGUGAUCGCCGAUUGUUUUCGUAACCUGUAUAUAAUAUUAUCAAUGUUAUGUAACAGUUGUAGGUAAUAAUUUGUACAGUCACAAGAGAGUUGAUUGGUAAAAAUCAAUUGUUCACAGUAAAUUCGUGUCAAUACUCGUUUUUAAUAGAAAGCAUAAUUCCAACCCCUUUAUCUUUAUUCUACCUGAUAUUGUUCUCUUACUCUGGAGUUGAAUCAAGAUGUUGAGUAAUCAAUACAUGUUUUAAAAUGCAAAACAAUUUAUUGACGUUAAAUAUGCCUCAUUGUGCAUUGCGAGUAGUACAUUCGAGCGAUAUGGUAUAAUAUUAUGUAUCUACGUACCAAUUACAAACUCGAUUGACUACAAAGCGUGAGAAUCCAUCACGAUAUACUAAUUAAAAAUUCGAAUUUUUUAUUUCAGGAUAAAUAUGUAUGGCUCACGGUAAAGUUUCUCACUCGAUUUGCGUUACUCAUUUGUAAACUUCAUCGCAUCUAACUCAUAGUUCCAUUGCAGCUGCACUCCUGAUAAUGAGUGCGUGGUUACAGCAUAGACGUGCCAUCGUAAACUUGAACGGAAUACUGCCCGCUUCGGCAGAUCCGCCCAGUCAAUCGAGAAUGAUUUAAUACAAAUUUAAAUCACAAUACAUAAAUGAACUCUGCAACUUGAACCAUCGAUCCUAUCGCUUUGUAUAAA